AUGUCAAAAUUCGUGUCAGCCGGAACAGAUGCCGACUCACGGCCACCACCAGAUGCCGCUUGGCUAAAGGCUCAACAGGAGGUAGAAGCUCGGAGAAAAUCCAAAGUGGCCGAGGACGGCAGUCAAGAUGGAGGCAAGAGUCUGUACGAAGUAUUACAACAGAACAAGGCUGCCAAGCAGGAAGCAUUUGAAGAAUCAAUCCGUCUGAAAAAUCAGUUUCGUCCUCUGGACGAGGAUGAGGUGGACUUCCUGGAUUCCGUACUGGAGUCGAAGCGAGCAGAGGAGGAUGCCGUCAAGCAGCAGACUGCCGAACAGCUUGAGGCGUUCCGGAAGCAACGGGCCCUAGCUGAACAAGCUCUUUUAGAUCAGCACGCGACCGACGAGGCGACCAAAGCCGACGUUCCCGUUGGCAAAAACGUGUGGACGACGCAAAAGAAAAAGCGACGUCGUGACAAGAAGGACGAGGGCGAGGGCGAGUUCGAAGUAAACCCCAAGGCCAGGAAACUCUCGCCUCUCACUGCUGAUUCUAAAGUGUCUGACACAGACCAACCCGAUUCAACGUCUUCUGAGCAUCAAAACGCAGGCCCAGAAGCCAAAGUAUCUCCCGACAGACCUCAAACAGGUCCUCCGAAAGCAACGCCGAUUGCACUUGGCUUGGGCGACUACAGCUCCGAUGACGACGAUUGA
Capronia coronata CBS 617.96 is the source of this 687-nucleotide messenger RNA. RefSeq lists its product as uncharacterized. The record is from RefSeq and is a predicted model, not a curated record. Gene Ontology annotation, cellular component: nucleus. The transcript has 2 exons. The coding region runs from base 1 to 687 and encodes 228 amino acids. Lineage: Eukaryota; Fungi; Ascomycota; Eurotiomycetes; Chaetothyriales; Herpotrichiellaceae.